This is a messenger RNA of Rhizophagus irregularis DAOM 181602=DAOM 197198, 2637 nucleotides long. The record is from RefSeq and is a predicted model, not a curated record. Lineage: Eukaryota; Fungi; Glomeromycota; Glomeromycetes; Glomerales; Glomeraceae.
AUGUCAGUCCAUUGGAAAGAUGACCCCAAUCCAUUAAAACAAAUAUGUCUUGUUGAUGUUGAGACGGCACCAAACCUGCGCUGGAUCACAAUUAUAUGUGGGAAUCAAGUAAAUCUGUUAAAAGCCUUCGCAUUAUGUUGGGAACUACUAGCCCCGGACAUACAAAUAGGUUUUAACGAUUCUCAAUACGACUGGAAAUUUAUUGUGGAGAAAGCUAAGAAAUUAGGAAUUCUUGAAUGGAUGUUUAAUCGUAUGUCAAUCAAACCAUCAAGUCUCGAAAAAAUCGAAAAAUGGCAAUACCAAUAUAAUAGUAUAAAGGUUAAUGAUAGGAAUUUCUAUUCGAAGCAUCUUAAAAUCCCUGGGUGUGUAGCUAUUGAUGCCCGACCAUGUUUUAUGAAAUUCUAUCCUAAGGCCGAAAAGAGCAGUUUAGCAUAUUACCUAAAGGAGUGUGAGCUCGAUAACAAGCUGGAUAUGCCUUUCCAUCGUAUGUUUAAGUAUUAUGGAAGGGCAUUAAAAGAAACCAAUGCUACAACGGCCGAGCAGAUGCGCGAAGUAGCCGAAUAUUGUAUUAUUGAUGCUAUUAGCUGUCAGCGGUUAAUGGUAAAGCGUAAUGCAAUUAACGAGUAUAGGGAGAUGGCAUCCGUAGCCUUCAUAUCAUUAUACGAUUCACAUUAUUUUGCAAUAGGAAUGAAAGUGCGUAAUCUUUUAAGUGCCAGUGCGUGGCAAGAAAGGAUUUUAACUAGCACCAUUCCAUGUGAACAAACGGAAACAGGGAAGUACCCUGGAGCCUAUGUUUUCCCACCGGUAAAGGGUCUCGAAAAUAGACGACCUGUAACCGGCUUAGACUUUGCAUCAUUGUAUCCAAGCCUUAUCAUGACAUACAAUCUCUCACCUGAUAAAAUCAUUUUAUCUCGAGUGUUUGCCGAAUCUCUAAAGGAGAGCGAGCAUGAAAACCAAGCCGAAAUGAAAGGCCUUUAUCCAAAAGUAUUAGAGGAGUUGCUUAUUAGACGAAAUUCAGUAAAAAGCUGUCUUGCUCCAUUAAAUGAUAAAAAAGAAGAAUUAGAAAAGGAGAUUAGUUUGGCGGAAGCAAGGGGCGAGGACGUUACAGAUGCUUUAAAAUCUGAAUACUCUUCAGUUUCCUUUAAUGUCGCCUGUCUAGACGCAGGACAACUCGCUUUAAAAGUGUAUAUGAAUACGUUUUACGGUGAAGCCGGGAAUAGUGGAUCCCCUUUCUUCUUGCGAGCAUUAGCAGGCGGGGUGACAUCAGCUGGUCAGCGGAAUAUCAAGCUUAUUGCCGACCUUGUCAGAAGUAAAGGGUUCGGUGUAAAAUAUGGGGACACUGAUUCAUUAUACCUUGUUUGUCCAGAAGGGUAUUUCCGGGAGUGUGAUGAGAAAUACAUUUCAGAAAAGAUAUCGAAGGAAGAGUACUGGGAGGAGAUGGUGAGAAUAUCUAUGGAAGCAAUGAGGGUUGAGAUUGUAAAGCGGGGACAGUCUAAACACUUUCGUGAGGUGGGUAAGAAGGUCAUGGAUGAAUCUAUGAGGCUGGAUAAUACACGCACCUUGCGUCAGAUUGUGAAGGACGUGCUCAAAGAGACCAUAAAUGAUAUUUCGCAGAUACAUCUUAAUGGAGUGAUUAAAACUGCUGUGUGGAAGCCCGAUAAAAAUAACAAGAGUGUCCAGCGUUUCAUUUCACGAAUGCAGGAUAGACAUACCCGUGAAGAAGCGGAUGCCAAACGGUGCAUAAAAAAGGGCCUAACACCCGAGCCUUAUCUUUAUGAAAUCCCAGAACCAGGUGAACGCUUUGAGUAUAUUGUAGUUGAGAAUGGUUCGUCAGAUAAGAUCGGAGAUAAAAUGGAGUAUCCAGAGGUAGUGAGGCGAUUAGGUAAAAAGAUCGAUAUCAGCUAUUAUCUGAAAACUGUUGUUGGCCUCUGUGCGCGAUUUAUAAACUAUGAUGAUAUACACCAGCCAUCAUCUGAAAUUGUGCUGGAGGCCUUAAAAAAGUUAAAAGAUGGCAAUAAAGCGGGUGGUAAUAAAGCAGAUGACGGUGGGGUGGAUGAAGACGACCUGGACGAAGAUGAAAUGGAUGAAGACGAAAUAGACGAAGAUGAGGUAUCAAAAAUAAGAGAUGCCUUAGCGCAAAAAUUAGCUGAAAAGUGGGUUAGGGGGUAUAUCAAAAGCCUACAUGAUGGUCCGAAAAAAGAUAAAACUAUCAUAUCUCAUUUAUGGGAAGGAGCACGCAUUUACGCGAAAAAAUUAUUUGAUACUACUUAUGCCGACAAGGGAGAAUGCCUGACUAACAGUGCUUAUUGCCAACCUUUCAUCAAUGCGCUGAAUAAGCAAGAAGAAUCCAUCCGCCUAAAACUUUCAUCAUUGCUUAAAGAAAUUUCCGAGGUUGAUAUAGAGUAUAGAGAAAGUAUGUAUAAAUUAGUUACUAAGAAGCGAGCAAUGUCCUUAGAACAAUAUUUAACAUCAUAUUAUUUGGAUGAGUGUAAGCUACUAGCAGAUUUCCGAAACAUAUGGUACAAAGUGGUUGGCCUAGAAAUCACACACUACCGAACAUUGUCGAAAUUACAGGAUAGCAAAAAAGAUGAUUCAUCCGAAUCAGAUAUAGACGAGAUUAUCGAAUUAUAUGGAUAA